Molecule: messenger RNA, 2248 nt
Organism: Oncorhynchus mykiss (rainbow trout)
Lineage: Eukaryota; Metazoa; Chordata; Actinopteri; Salmoniformes; Salmonidae
Gene: ddx55
Product: DEAD-box helicase 55
Molecular function (GO): nucleic acid binding; ATP binding
Source: RefSeq, a predicted model, not a curated record
UUCCAGGCGGACGGUAAACAUCGAUGUACAGGAAGUCGGUACAGCGUGGAUUGUGGCUGCAUUUCCAACAUGGACAACACAACUGAAGGAAAAUGGGAUAGUUUACCCGUUAAACUUAACGACGGUAUUACGCAAACUCUCAAUGAGCUUGGAUUUACACAUAUGACACCAGUUCAGUCUGCCUGUAUUCCACUGUUUAUGCGAAAUAAAGAUGUGGCUGCCGAGGCUGUGACUGGCAGUGGAAAGACAUUGGCCUUCGUGAUUCCCAUCAUAGAGAUACUUAUAAAGCGAGAGGACAAAUUGAAGAAAAUGCAGGUUGGUGCUCUGAUCGUCACGCCGACCAGAGAGCUGGCCCUGCAGAUCAGUGAGGUGAUGGGCCAGUUCCUCCAGAAGUUCCCUCAGUUCAGACAGAUUCUGUUGAUUGGAGGGAGCAACCCCAUUGAGGAUGUGGAGAAGUUUAAGGAACAGGGGGCCAACAUAUUGAUUGCCACCCCGGGGCGUCUGGAGGACAUGUUCAGAAGGAAGGCAGACGGUCUGGACCUGGCCUUGUCAGUCAAGUUUCUGGAGGUCCUGGUCCUGGAUGAGGCUGACCGCCUUCUGGAUAUGGGCUUUGAGGCCAGUCUGAAUGUUAUCCUGGGGUACCUCCCUAAGCAGCGUCGUACAGGUCUGUUUUCAGCCACUCAGACUCAGGAGCUGGAAAAGCUGGUGAGAGCUGGUCUCAGGAACCCUGUACGAAUCACAGUGAAGGAGAAGGGCGUGGCCGCCAGCUGCACCCAGAAAACACCUGCCAGGCUCUGCAACUACUACACAAUCUGCAGAGCGGAGGACAAGUUUAACAGUCUGGUAGCGUUUCUUAGACAACACAAACAUGAGAAACAGCUGGUGUUCUUCAGUACAUGUGCGUGUGUGGAGUACUUUGGCCGAGCCUUGGAGGCCCUGAUUAAGAGCGUCACCAUCCACUGCAUCCACGGCAAGAUGAAACACAAACGCAACAAGAUCUUCUCAGAGUUUAGGAGCCUAAAGAGUGGUAUCCUGGUGUGUACUGACGUCAUGGCCAGAGGCAUUGAUAUCCCAGAAGUCCACUGGGUAUUGCAGUACGACCCCCCUAGUUGUGCCAGUGCCUUUGUGCACCGGUGUGGACGGACUGCGCGCAUUGGUAACAAAGGCAACGCCACAGUCUUCCUGCUCCCCAUGGAGGAAUCUUACGUUACCUUCCUGUCCAUCAACCAGAAGUGUCCUCUGGAGCAGAUGGCCCCAGUGAGUGACGUGGUGGAUGUUCUGCCCAAGGUGAAGGCCCUGGCUCUGGCAGACCGGGCCAUGUUCGACAGGGGCAUGAGGGCAUUCGUCUCCACCGUACAGGCCUACGCCAAACACGAGUGCAGCCUCAUUUUCAGGGUCAAAGAUCUGGACUUUGUUGCGCUGGCCCGUGGCUUCGCCCUCCUCCGCAUGCCCAGGAUGCCCGAGCUGAAAGGGAAGAACUUCCCUGACUUCAUAGAAACGACCAUAGACACAGACAAUAUCCGCUACAAGGACAAGCAGCGGGAGAAGCUGAGGCAGAAGCUGCUGAUUGAGCUAAAGGAGAAGAGGGAGGAAAGGGCCGCUGCCCCCAAGAGACACAACGAUAAGAACAAAGCCUGGUCCAGACAGAAGAACAGGAAGGACCGCAGGAGGAAGACUGCUGCCAAGAGGAACCGGGAUGAGGGCUCGGAAAUGGACGAUGAGGACAUGAAGGAGCUGUUGAAGGACACUCGUCUCCUGAAGAGAUUGAAGAAGGGACAGAUCAGCGAGGAGGACUUUGAGAAACAGGUGACAGCAGGACCGAAGAGCCAGAGGAAGACAGCAGCAGGCCCCUCAGAGGACCCACCCAGCUCAGCGGGAGAGGAGGACGAAUGAAACAACACACCUGUCAGUGUUUCCCCCCGAUGUUCUAGCAGCAGGUCAGGCUGUCCCACCUGGCCCUGUUUACCAUGGAAAAAAACAGAACAUGUUAUAUUUUAGGGGGGCCUUUAUGCCCCGCCUACAGAACAACCAUAGGGGAAAUACUGCCUGUUACAAUAAGACGCAGGUCAGAACCACCCAUUGAACUUUGAAUACACUUUUAAAAUAGAGCCAACUGUUUUACAUCUAUUAUUCCGUUAUGAACCAGAGAGAUACAUCACCUUUCAGGAAUGUUAUGUAUACAGUGUAAAGUUAUGCGUAUCGCCAUAUUUUGUAAUUAACAAUCUAUAAAAGAUACAAACUGAUCCCA